AUGAUGGCGCUCAGUUAUUUCCAAUCAUGCUUUCAAACAAGAAGCCAGAUGAGAAACGACUGCCGGACUGAGAACGAGUUUGCUUUCGAAGAAACGAUCGAUCAGGAUGAUGAUUGGAUACUUGUCCACUAUAAGGAGAAUUCAACGAAAGAAGAUUUGUUGUUGGAAUAUGUCGUGGUUGAUGUUAAAAGUAAGAACAAAAACUUGCUUGGACAAAACAAUACCAUUGAAAGUUUGCAAAAGGAAAGAAGACUCGCUGGGCGCAAACGAAAGGCAGUCAGGAAUUCAAAUCACCGUGGUGUUAAAGAAAUAAAUAAGAUUCCAAUGCGCUUGUUUAAGACAACCGGUAUUUCUGCACCAUCUGAAGCCACGCUACAUGCAUCUUCCAAAGUUUUUACAACCAAUCAAAUACGUCCAACGAAACACCGUCACGUGGAAAAACGUAUUGCCGCUUGCAAAAGACCUCACAUUCAAAAGCGUGCUGACCUGUUGCAACUUUUUGAAAACUUAUCGGAAAGAAAAGCAUCCAAACGAUUCUGUGAUUUUGCACAAGUUCCUCGUCACAGUACCUUCGAUAAACAGACCUCACUUUGCGAACAAAGUUUUGUUGUGUUGAUCAAAGGAUUUCAAGUAAAUUGUGCAAAUGAUCGCCAUUCAUUUAAUCGUAUUGUCUUACAACCGCACGUUGAUGGGUUCAGAAACCACAGAAAGAAAGAAUUAUGGAUGAAAUUUUCCAUUUUACCUUAUGAUGAUCAAAGAGCACUUGAGAGCCGGACAUCUCAGAACCUGUCUACAAAUUUAUUGAAUGGAUCAGAAUGCAAGAACAUGAAGAGGUAUCGUGGAUACCUCAGUUAUUUUAACGUGUUCUUAAUCUCUUGCAAAGAACUGCAAGAAGAGAACAAAGGAAAGGCUAUUGAGGAUUACUCUGUUUCAUCAACGACUCGUUCUGAAGACAAUGCAGCUGAAUCAUUGCACUCGAGAAUAAGAAAAACAAGGAAGAGAGUAGAAAAAAUACUUAACUCUCUUCUGUUGUUGCAUUUUCUGAUUGGUGAAAAGCUUCAUUGUUGGAAAACAAGAAUUACCAACUUUUCCGCUGAUAACAUCCUUGCCCCCAAGUCUCCUGUUUCAUGUUGCGCUACUUCAACGAUCAAAUCACGAGAAAAACACGUGCGUAAAGUAAAUACUGUCCACGUGACAAACAAGCAGUUGCGACGCCAAAACCGAGCUACAUUACGAAACAACUUGUCAAACAGUAACAGAAAGAGAGGAAUGAAAAAUGGUCGAUUUCAAAGCAACGUUGGUCAUCGCGAAUCUUGGCGCUAAGGUGCAGCAAUAUCAAAACAGAGAAUGAAAAAAUAUGAAAGAUACUGUCAAUAUAGAUUCUAUAAUGUACAGAUCUUUCCACAGAGGAAAUUGCAAGUCAAAAAAUGAAAAUAAAAAUAGUUCAUUUA
Xenia sp. Carnegie-2017 is the source of this 1451-nucleotide messenger RNA. RefSeq lists its product as uncharacterized. The transcript has 2 exons. NCBI's taxonomy places the organism in Eukaryota, Metazoa, Cnidaria, Anthozoa, Malacalcyonacea, Xeniidae. The record is from RefSeq and is a predicted model, not a curated record. Bases 1 to 1323 code for a protein of 440 amino acids.